AGAACACGGUGCUGAUUAUAAGCCUUGUACCACACACAUCUAACAACGUAUUUCCUUACAAAUGCUUACACUUCUAUCCAGCUCCACAAAUGGUAUGGUCAUCGGGGCUAUGAAGGCUGCCAUCCCUUUUGGCAUUGGACUUGCCUCUGCAACAUUUAUGGCUGCGAAAAUCGCCUUGAGCCCAGAGUUCAGUACAGAUAAGAGAAUCCCUAUAGCCUCUCUCAGACCAGGCGACUCUUCACAUGAUGAUGAGUACAAUGAGGAUCCAGACGCAUUCCUCGAGCGCUGUGAAAAAGAAUAUGGCCCAGUGUUUAACGUAUAUCUCCUCAACAUGGCCCUCACUGUCAUCUCUGGCCCUCAAGCCCGUGAAGUUUUCACUAAUGAGAGCUUCUCUGCGAAUGAUGCGCUUGAGGAGCUUACAUGCAUGCGCUCAUACUUUGAUACGGGUCGGAAGAGUAACAAUAACUAUAACAACAGGACCAUUCCUGCCCUCAUUCGUGAUAUGAUCACUCGCUUUAUCCCCACUUAUAUCCCAAAGAUCGUAGCACAGAUGGAAAAAGUCAUUGAUCAAGAACUAGGCUACUGCCCUGCUCAGAGAGGAGCCAAGCUAGUGGAAAAGCCUCUUCUCGUGUUUCAGAAGAUAAUUGCUAACGCAACUGCACUUGUCUUUGUCGGCCCUGAGAUUGCCAAGAGCCGUAAGAUCAUUGACACGUUUAUCUCCGCUUCUAAAGAUUUCGGAAAGACAUUUGGCAAUGGUGGUGUUCGAGCCUCAAAAUGGCGUACCUUUAUCCAGCGGGCCAACUAUAAACUAUUUCAUCCGCUUCGAAACCAUGCUCAGAUCCUAGCCGAAGCCUCUAUGUCUGUGAUUCUUGAACGCCGUCGGCUAGAAGCUCUAGCGAAUGAGGCUGGGAUCGAAUUCGAACAACCUGAUGAUGUUCUUCAGCAUAUGUUCGAUGACUUUGACAAGCAUGGGCUCGUAGAUCUCGAAGACAUCUGCGCUUUUGCCCUUAUCAUUUCUGGCGCAAUCGUCCAUACGAUUACGGAUGCCUCCACCAAUAUGCUCUACUAUCUGGCGGCAUUCCCACAGUACAUGGACAGGUUAUUUCAAGAACAACAGCAGGUCCUUGAUACUAUUCAGGCGGAACGAGAACAGGCACGUCAAGAGCGUUCGAGGGAAGGAAAGCCUAUUGGCGAUGACUUGGAUCCAGCACAUGACAGAGACUUGACUGCAGCUGCAAUCAAGAAGAUGAUCUAUAUGGACUCAUUUGUACGAGAGGUCUUCAGGUUCCGUACUGAACGUCUGGGGAUAAUGCACCUUGCGCUCGAAGAUGUUACUCUUUCAAGCGGUAUUAUGAUCUCCAAGGGCUCUACUGUUAUUAUCAACACCAGACCUGCUCAUCAGAGUUCUGAAAAUGGUGAGGAUGUGACAGAGUUUAGACCAUGGCGGUUCGUAGGCAAGAACAAAGCUGCGACUAAAGUUGGAAUGGACUAUCUACCCUUUGGCAUGGGAAGGCACGCUUGUCCAGGCCGGUUCAUUGUUGUGGAGCAGUUGAAGGCUGUUGGAGCAUUGAUGGUCUCCAAAUACUCCAAGAUUGAAAUCCAGGACCCCUCCAAGACAAAGAUGGCUCUUUGCACCCAUAUUGGCGAACCUAUUGAUACUGGUCUGAAGUUCACUAGUCGUGAAUGAAUAGUGUAGUCUGUCGCGAGAUAUUUGAUGCCUCUCAAAGGGCUCGUCCCCAUCCCUGUACAACAACGAAACAUACAACCUCCGCAAAUACU
Molecule: messenger RNA, 1779 nt
Organism: Lobosporangium transversale
Lineage: Eukaryota; Fungi; Mortierellomycota; Mortierellomycetes; Mortierellales; Mortierellaceae
Product: cytochrome P450
Exons: 4
Coding region: 62-1687 (541 amino acids)
Molecular function (GO): monooxygenase activity; oxidoreductase activity, acting on paired donors, with incorporation or reduction of molecular oxygen; iron ion binding
Source: RefSeq, a predicted model, not a curated record